Molecule: messenger RNA, 770 nt
Organism: Orcinus orca (killer whale)
Lineage: Eukaryota; Metazoa; Chordata; Mammalia; Artiodactyla; Delphinidae
Product: proline-rich protein 18-like
Exons: 2
Coding region: 1-660 (219 amino acids)
Source: RefSeq, a predicted model, not a curated record
AUGCCCGAGGUUGCAAACGUUUAUUUCCCAGUGCCACCCCCUCCGCACCCCGAGGUUUGCACACAGUCGCCUCCUCCCCCGCCACCACCGGCGGUGUACACCCGGCUGGCUUCCCGCUCUGCGAGGGAAGGUCACAAUAGCUGCUCUAUCGGCGAAGGCGCCCGCCUCCUCCCUCCCGGGUCUCGGAAAAGCAGAGAAAGAAGACUGGGGGAGGGGAGCCCUGGGCCCGGCCUGGCGCUCCGGGUCCAGGCCUCUCCUUCUCCCGGAGCGGACUGCAGCGGGAAGGGGCAAGUUUGCAGCGGAAGGAAACCGCCAUCCCAGACCGAGGCUUCUUCCCGGGAGCGGCGCGCGGGGGGCCGUGGGGAGCUCACCACGGCCUCGAGGCUGCUGGCCUCUCGCUACCGGGCGCUGGGUCCAGGGCGCCUGGAGCAGCGGGUCUUCCGGGAGCGGCGGCGCCAUUGUACGCGCGGCUUCCCACGGGCCCCGCGGCGGGGAGGCCGCACAAAGGCGGCGCGGGGGCCGACACCGGCAGGUGGCGUUCAGAUGAGAGAGGGAGAGAAUACAGAGCAAGUGCUUUCCCCUUGGAGCAACCCAAGCCUAGUCUCUAUCAGAGACACAUCAGCCAAAUUAGUUUCCCAGGCCCCGGAGGGAGGCUGCUAACCUUGCUGAAAAGGAGUUUUUGAAUUUCUAUCUGUAAGGAGUAUUAAAAAAUAGUGAUUAACUAUACUAGCUACUCGUCCCUUCUCCCUCCCCCAUUCUGUACCAGCCAA